Cavia porcellus (domestic guinea pig) is the source of this 5565-nucleotide messenger RNA. RefSeq names its product hexosaminidase subunit alpha (gene Hexa). NCBI's taxonomy places the organism in Eukaryota, Metazoa, Chordata, Mammalia, Rodentia, Caviidae. The transcript is spliced from 15 exons. Gene Ontology annotation, molecular function: beta-N-acetylhexosaminidase activity. The record is from RefSeq and is a predicted model, not a curated record. Gene Ontology annotation, cellular component: lysosome; membrane. Bases 34 to 1617 code for a protein of 527 amino acids. Gene Ontology annotation, biological process: carbohydrate metabolic process; ganglioside catabolic process; glycosaminoglycan metabolic process.
UGCGUCACCUGACCGCUGUGGCCCGCGAGCUCCAUGGCGGGCAGCGCGCUCGGGCUGCGGCUGCUGCUGCUGGUGGCGCUUUGCGGGGCGGCGGCGGCGCUGUGGCCCUGGCCGCACUAUGUGCGGGCCUCGCCGCAGCGCUACCGCCUGCGCCCCGCCGCCUUCGCCUUCCGCCACCACUCUGGCUCCGCCGUGCAGCCCGGCUGCGACGUCCUGGACGCCGCCUUCACGCGCUACCGCCGCCUCCUCUUCGGGGCCGGGCCCUGGCCGCCGCCCAGCACCUUGAGACAGAACCAUUUAUCAAAGGAUGUGUUAGCUGUCUCUGUGGUCAACGAGGGAUGUAACGAGUUUCCUACGCUGGAGUCCUUGGAGAAUUACACCCUGACCAUAAAUGAUAAUCAGUGUCUGCUGGCUGCGGAUACUAUCUGGGGAGCCCUCCGAGGUCUGGAGACAUUCAGCCAGCUUGUGUGGACCUCUGCAGAGGGCACAUUCUUCAUCAACAAGACGACCAUCAGAGACUUCCCACGCUUCCCCCACAGGGGCUUGCUGCUGGACACAUCACGCCAUUACCUGCCGCUGUCCAGCAUCCUGGACACACUGGACGUCAUGUCGUACAACAAACUGAACGUGUUCCACUGGCACGUGGUGGACGACCCCUCCUUCCCGUAUGACAGCAUCACCUUCCCUGAGCUCUCCAGAAAGGGGUCCUACAACCCUGUCACCCACAUCUACACAGCGCAGGACGUCAAGGAAGUCAUCGAGUAUGCACGGCUCCGGGGGAUCCGCGUGCUAGCAGAAUUUGACAGCCCUGGCCAUACACUGUCCUGGGGACCAGGUAUCCCUGAGCUGCUGACUCCUUGCUACUCUGGGUCGCAGCCCUCUGGUGAAUUUGGACCGGUGAACCCCAUUCUGAACAGUACUUACGAGUUCAUGAGCUCAUUCUUCUUGGAGAUCAGCUCUGUCUUCCCGGAUUUUUACCUUCACCUUGGAGGAGAUGAGGUGGAUUUCACCUGCUGGAGGUCCAACCCAAGUAUCUCGGUGUUCAUGAAGAAGAAGGGCUUUGAUGACUUCCGACAGCUGGAGUCCUUCUACAUCCAGAAGCUGCUGGACAUUGUCUCUGCCUACAACAAGGGCUACGUGGUGUGGCAGGAGGUGUUUGACAACAAAGUCAAGGUUCGGCCGGACACGGUUAUCCAGGUGUGGCGGGACAAGAAGCCGGUCACCUACAUGGAAGAAGUGGCACUGGUCACCAAGGCCGGCUUCCGGGCCCUGCUCUCAGCACCCUGGUAUCUGAACCAUAUUGCAUACGGCCCCGACUGGAAGGACAUGUACAAGGUUGAGCCCCUGGACUUUCAAGGAACCCCUGAGGAGAAGGCGCUGGUGAUUGGGGGAGAGGCUUGCAUGUGGGGCGAGUGGGUGGACAGCACAAACCUGGUCCCCAGGCUCUGGCCCAGGGGAGGGGUGGUCGCCGAGAGGCUGUGGAGCAGCAACCUGACCACCAACCUGGACUUCGCCGAAACACGCCUGACACACUUCCGCUGCGAGUUGUUGAGGCGGGGCGUCCAGGCUGAGCCCAUCACUGUCGGCUACUGUGAACAGGAGUUCGAGGAGACCUGAGCCUGCAGCCCUGGCACCGAGGUAUUUUGUCCCAGCAUUGAGAGAAAAGUAACCAAAAUGGAAUUUAGUACCAGAAAUGAAGUUGUCACUAUAACACUACCUGACUGUGUGGUUCAACAGCCUUUGGGAAUGGCUUGUGGGAAGAGUUUGGAAAGGUUCAUAGAUGGGAGCUGAAGGAGUAGCACUGGAAUGCCUUAGGCUGUUCUGUAUGGGAGAUUUUGGUCAGAGUCCAGAAGACCGGAAGACUGAUACAAAUACUGCUGGUAAAGACCAAACUCAGGAGAUUUUUGCUGGGAAGAAGGACUGCCUUGGCUGCUGGACUGUAGAAAACAUAUGGCUUGGCAGAAAGUUUGUCUGCAUUUUCCUUGUAUCCAGAGACCUUGCCUGAGCCCAAAAUUAAGAGUGGUGGAACUAAUCUGGCAGAAGAAAUUUCAAGGCAGUCAAAUGUUGAUGUGAUGGCAUGGCUAUUGUUGGGGGAUUUUAGCCAUAUUUAUGAUGCAAAUCAAGAACACAGGACCCAGUAGAAUGAUUUAAAAUGUUUCAAGUUUGAUCAGAAAACUGUGGACUGCAAAGACAGAUUAUAGGAAAUAUGGAUUGCUGAGAAGGAACAGAAAAAUAGAAAAGAUGGCCUGAGGGCUUCUCCACCUUUUGCUGCUUCAAAACUGCAAAGGUGAAAGACUGCUUUGAGGAGAAUGCCAUAGUAUACCAUGUUCCAGAAUGGUGGCAGCAGAGAAAAUCUGUUCCUCAGAGUUGGAAUCAGAAUCCUGUGACCCAAGCACUUGACCCCUACAGCCAAGAGAGAGGUAAAGGACUACGGCUCUAGCUAGCAGCACACUUUGGCAUCAUCCACAUGGCACUGGUUUUAGGUGCACAAAAAAUGCAACAGUUAUGGGUUUCUGAAGGCUUCCAGCUCGAUUUCAGAAGGCCUGGAGGCCAGGAAGUGUUCCCCUGAGAGGGAAACAUGUGAAGCUGUGAGGGUGAGGACAAAGAUGAGUGGAGACCCCAGAAGUUUGAAGAAGCCAGAAACAUGGAUUGUCUGACGAAAAUUGCAAUGAGGGAGUAGAGUAGGCCCAACAAAGAAGCUAUGGGCCCUGUAACCACCAGACAUGCCAUAGUGGUGGAGUCGCUCAAACCCUUUGAAACUCACAAUUUGCCAAAGAUUACAUCAGAUGCUGGACAUGAAACUAUAGAACUUAAUGUUUGCCUUGCUGGGUUUUGGGCUUGCUUUGGCCCAAAUCCUUUGGAUUCCCCUGUUGGUAACUUUUGGAAUGAAAAUGUUUAAUCUUGUUCCAUUGAAUGUUGGAAGUGUUGUAACUUUUUUUUUUUUAAACUACAGCAAAAAUUUAAAAUACAUCAGUCAGGGGGUAACAAUGGUACAUACAUUGUGCAUUGUCAUUCCCAAAUAAUUCACCCAGAGCACACAAAACAUCUACCUUCAAUUGUCCAAACAAUAUCAGUACAAAUCUUUCUCUUCAGUAAACUCAGAGAAAUGAGUUGUAUAUCUUAACUAUUAUACACACACAUACACACACACACACACACGUUUUUCUUUCAGCUUGUCGCACUAAUGAUACAAUAUUUAUACGUGUGUCUUAUUUAUUUUACUAAUAAGUAUGUUCUCAAAGUGCAUCCAUUUACCUAUAAAAGUGUCCAGCUUAUCAUUUUUUAUAGCUGAGUAGUACUCUAUUUUAUAAAUAUGCCACAUCUUUUUUAUCCAUCCCUCAGUCAGUGGGCAUUUAGGUUGUUUCCAAGAUCUGGCUAUUAUAAACUGUGCUGCUAAUAAUCAUGGGUGCACAUAUAUCACUUUGGUAUAACGUUUUUAAUUCUUUUGAGAAGAAGGGGAAUAGCUGGGUUGAAUAGAACCUCUAAUCCUAGUUUUUUGAGGAAUCACCACACUGAUUUCCACACCUACACUGCACCAGUCUGCAGUUCCACCAACAGUGGAGAAGGGUUCCUUUUUCCCAGAGCCUCUCCAGCAUUUGUUAUUGAUUGAUUUCCUGAUAUUAGCCAUUCUUUCCAGGGUGAGGUGGAAUCUCAGUGUUUUAAUUUGCAUCUCUUGAAUGACCAGUAAUGUUGAAUAUUUUUUCACAUAUUUAUUUGCUGUUUGUAUUUCUUCAUGUGAGAAGCAUGUAUUCAUUUCAGAUGCCCAUUUUUUUAUUGGGUCUUUAAAUCUGGGAGGACUGAUUUCUUUGAGUUCUUUAUUUAUUUAUUUUUUUGGUACUCGGGAUCAAACUCAUGAUCUCACAUUUGCCAGGCAGGCGCUUACACCACUGAGCUAAAUCCCAGGCCCUCUUUAUAUGUUCUUGAUAGUAACCUUUUGUCUGAGGAACAGCUGGCAAACAUUUUCUCCCACAUUGUGGGUUGUCUCUUCACUCUGUUGGUUGUGCAAAACUUUUCAGUAGGGCAAGAUCCUAUUCAUUGAUUCUUUGCAAUAGUUCCUGUGCAACCUGGAAUUUGUACGUAAAGUCUUUGCCUCCACCAAUGUCCCAAGACCAGAUUCACUGGGUUUGCCGCAGUCCAAGCAGUUUCCAAGGGUCUGUGACCAGCUAGGAGCUGCUGGAGGAAGCUGGCAGAAGUUCUGGUUCCAGGCUUAUCCAGCCCAACCUCAAAAUGGCUCCGGGCCAAUCACUUUCUCCGCAGUGGGACUGAGUCCUUUGCAUUCACCACCAGCCUGUACAGGCCUCCAGAUCUGCUACUCCCCUCCACUGCCAUGUCUCUCUGCAGUGUCCUCCAGAGUUGCCAGAUACCACCAUCACCGUGACUGCGUGUUGCCAGGUUCCAACAGCUCCUCUUGGAAAGUUAGUCCAGCUCUGGGUGAAGGCACCACCAGCUACUGCCUUCUUCUUCGUUAAAGUUUUUCUUUUUACUCUCUCUGUGGGCUUCAAUUCACACUUCAGAUUCUUCCUGGGUCCAGGGACCCACUUCCUUGCUUCUUGUCUUCCUCAUGAUGCUCGAUUCCAGUGUCUGAACGAUGACUUUCAGGCUGUCUUCUUUGCUUGGAAGCAUUUAACUUUUAAUUGAUACUGGGUCUUGCAGCUCAAGUUUGUCUUAUAGCUUGGAGGAGAUUUUGGACUUGGACUUUUCAGCAAUGCUAAAACUGUUAUGACUUUGGGAACUCUUAGAGAUGAGCUAAAUGCCUUUUGCAUAAAGGAAUGUACAUGAAUUUUGGGAGGGCCAGAGGUAGAAUGUUAUGGUUCUAAUGUAAUGUAAUGUUGAUAGAUUUAAUACUGGUUCUUACCGGGGAUCGAACUCAUGACUAUGUGCUUGCAAGGCAGGCACUUGUGCCGCUGAGCUAAACCCCCAGCCCUUAAUAUUGGUUCUUAAAGAUUGUUAAACCUGUGUUAUAUUUUUCAAGUUAUGAAAUGAUAAAAAUAAGCAUGUCAGAGUCAGCGAUUUAGCUGAGUGGUACAGCGCCUGUCUGGCAAGUGCAAGGUUCUGAGUUUGAUUCCUCAUAGCCACUCUUCCAAAAAAAUAGAAUAAGUAUGUCUUUGUAUCCAGGAAUGUGUUUAAAGAAAUAUGUCUGAUUGCCAAGUUGACAUAGGGUGCAUUGUAUUAGUUAAUACACUGUUCCUAAUACAUUGGUUAAUACUUGAGUUUAGAAGUUUAACUAAGAGACUCAGCAGAAGGCCAGGGUCCUCACAUUGUAAACCUCCUUAUCUCGUGCAAGAGGAAGACAUGGUUCCAUACUGUGUGGGGUGCAGAAAAAAAAGAGGAAGACAUGGAGAUGGUGUGAGAGCUGCACAUGCUGUAAGAUGGGUAACCUGCUUAAAAAUGUAAGGGAGGAAAAGAGACUUGAUUUUCCCCCUCUCUCAUUUGCUCUUGUUUCUUUUGCUGUCUUGUAUUACCUGAAACUGUUGCCCUUCUGCCUUGCCACAAUGCCUUGGAAUCAGCAGAUAACAGACUGAAACCUCCACAAACUGUGAGCUAAAUAAACCUUUUCUUCUUCAA